Molecule: messenger RNA, 2130 nt
Organism: Amoebophrya sp. A25
Lineage: Eukaryota; Dinophyceae; Syndiniales; Amoebophryaceae
Source: the annotation of a GenBank genome assembly
CAGAUGGUCAGUUUGCAUGGACGAGUGCUUGACGAGAACCAGGGUAUUCUCUACCGCAAGGAUCCGCGCAACCAAACGCAGAAAGCUGGCGUCGUAUCUACAAGUCUGGAUAUCCUGCGAUUGCUCUUCCAGCGCGACCACUUAUUCUUGUACUUGUCCAACAGGCACUUCCACACGAGCAGUUCCGCUGCGAGACUGGAACAAACGAACCAAACAAGCGACACCUAUCAAAACGUCGUAAUGGCAGCCAUGGACGGCGCUAACUUCAGUUUGCCAUAUCAGCAGCAGCAGUUGCAGCAACAGCAGCGUGCGCCCCAGCAGGCCGCGGCCAACAUGCAGCAAAAGAAGACCUUUGUAAUGCCGGAAAUCGUGGAGCAGGCCACUUCAGUGGACAACUUGCUUCUCCUCGAGUACCCAGAACAGUGGCCACCAGAGGACUACGCUGUGCCACAGCAUGACUUCUUGGCUGCCGAACACGCUUUCGUUCCGCGCACAGGAACUUUCGGCGACCGCUUAAAGCGCAACUUUCACCAAUACUUCGGAAAUACGCCUGCGCCAGCACGUCUGCCAGGAGGACAACUAGCUGGCAGUGUCUACUCGUCCAGUGCGGGCGUAGCCAACGGCGGUGUUAAAGGCAUGAACAGCGGGGCAGGAGGAGUCUUCACUGAUGCUGAUGUUGACCAACGGCAACCGAACAACCUGACACUCAUUCUCUUCUACAUCAUGUCGCAGCAACCGCGGCUCUGUCAAAUCGCCAAAAAGGCUGUCUUCGUUCUCCACCAGAUGAUUUCACGAAACGCGCUCGCAGUAGCGCACACGCUCGAGCUGUAUCCGAUUCUCCGCGAAGGCGUUUCCUACGGCCUAGCACACAACAUGUUUGAGCUUGCAGCCUACGAUUCGGGUGCGACACCGCUUUACGGUGCAAGCGUGACCAACACGGAUCUCAGUGCUGACUUCUUGGCUGAGAGCAGGCAGUACGCGGACACUGGAUUCGCGCAACAGGCUGCAUACUCAGUCGUGACGGGCUUUUCGCUUGUGCAGGAGGUCGAAGCGCGCACAAAUGUUCAUGACGACAUCGCGGUUGAGAAUCUCGAUCUGCUGCUUGUUCGAUUGCUGCGAAGACCGGUAAACACUGCAGCGGGCAGAGGUUCCAGUGCUGGACUGUUCUCACAAGCUGGCUCCUCCUUUCUUGCGCUUCAGAACUUGGCCCCAGCUUUUUACGCUGGCGUUCCCGGCGGACCAGGUAGCGGUAGCGCAAUGAUCUCUGCCACCGCCAGGGACAAGUUGACUCAUUUUGGACGCGAAAAGACGCUUCGCGCAGCAUACUUGCAAGAUUCAACACUCAACUGCUCAGCGUUUGGCUUCGAAACUGGAGAUGACGAACGCAUAUUCGAGAUCCUGGAUCGACAACAUCGAGAAGCUGAGAAUUUAGCUGUGGCUUCCUCAAAUAAUGCAAUGCUGAGUGGCUUCGGUGGCGUCGGAAGCGCAGCUGGUAUCCCGCGCAUGGGUUGCGUCGUCGCAACUCCAGGACGACCAAUGACAGGGGUUGUACCGCCUUUGACUGGUGCUAGUGCGAUUUUUGGUCCGUCUGGGCGAACUCCUGGAGCUACGCCAGCCACCACAGUCUUGAACGGAGGAACGCCAGGUCUUACUGCAACAACACCGGGAGGUAUAGGCUUGCAGCAACAGGGCACCCCAGGCUUCCGGACAGCACGUCGCGUGCCAGGAGUGGCGCAGCACGUGGGUCCCUCCGGUGACCUACAGAAUCUGACGGGCAUGCAAGAGCACAUGGACAGAGCGCCACAACAAAUCUUUGCUCCAGGUGUUGAGAUGCCGCUUUUCGGACCUUCGAUCGAACUGACGAAGUACCAGAAGGAGAUGCUGCACAUGUGCCAUUCUGACCGACCGAACCGGCUGUUCCCGCACACGCAGAAGCAUCCGGCGCUAGACAGAACGCCUCUUCGCGAACUAGUGCUUCUUCUGUUACGCGAGUGUUUGCAUGGUCUCUCGAGAUCCAGCGGCAGCCUUUUGCAGUUAAGCAACGUUGCGACGGCUGUUCCUAAGAAAAGCGACAGCCGCGGAGACGUUAAGAUGGAAGAUGUUGCACCGCAACAAAAAGCGAAGCUUCCC